Symbiodinium sp. CCMP2592 is the source of this 3282-nucleotide messenger RNA. The record is from the annotation of a GenBank genome assembly. NCBI's taxonomy places the organism in Eukaryota, Dinophyceae, Suessiales, Symbiodiniaceae.
AUGCUUGCCCUGGGAAUCUCCAAUCUGGUUGGUGCAGCUUUCUCCUGUUACCCCGUCACUGGCAGUUUCUCCCGCUCUGCCGUGAACAAUUCCACAGGAGCUCAAACUCAGCUUUCUGGCGUCAUCACGGCGAUUGUCAUGCUCUGCACCCUGUUGUUUCUUACGCCUUUGUUCUACUACCUGCCCAAGUUUGCUUUGGCCGCCAUUGUCAUGAACUCCGUGAUCCCCCUGGUCGCCUUGGGGGAGGCGAAGCACCUCUUUCACGUCAAGAAGCAUGACUUCCUGCUUUGGGUCACUGCAUUUCUGGGCACGCUGUUCCUGGGCGUUCUCAUGGGAAUCCUGGUCGCGGUUGGCCUGUCACUGAUAAUUGUCAUCUACGAGUCCGCAAGACCACAAAUUACCAUUCUGUGGCGUAUUCCUGGCACCUCCAUCUACCGGAACAUGAAGCAGGAGAGCAGUGGAACCUUUAUUCAAAACGUGUUCAUCGCACGGAUCGGUUCGUCUCUGUACUUUGCCAACGCUUCAUUCGUGAAGGACAUGUUGCUGGCACAUGUCAGUGACUUGGAUAUUGUGAACAAGACCGAGUACAUCGUCUUGGAAAUGACGCCAGUGAUCAGUGUGGACUCCUCUGCAUGCCAUGUCAUCAAGGAUGUGGUCAACGAUUUCCGCAUGAGGAACAUGCAGGUGGCUUUUGCCAUGGUGGGCAAUCGGGUCGACAAGACUCUUCGCAAGGCGGGCCUGAAGAAGUUCAUCGGUGACCAGUGGUUCUUUCCCACCGUGGAGGAGGCUGUGCAGUACUGCGUGAAGCAUCAACAUGCCCGGCGAGUGCAGGAUGAGAGGUCGAGCCGUGCCGCCUCUGGAAUGCUGACUGAGGAAGAGAAGCAGGGCACCGCUGGCCCGAUCGACAUUUCUACUAUCCAAGUGCAUACUGGAAAUGAGAUCGGCUUUAGCAACGAUCUCCAUUCAAGCUGUACUAUGGUCUUCAUCAGCUUGGUCAAAGACGUCCCAAUGAUCAUGAGUGAAAUUGCGAAUGUCUUCAAGAAGAACCAGGUGAGUAUCAUACGAGCCCAGAUAGAUCCGUCGAAUGAUGAAAGCGGGGCGAAGCACAUAUAUUUCGUCCGCAGCAUCAGGACGGACAACAAAUUGACCGUCUUAGAGAUCAGCAGGAUCCGAGAGGACCUCGAGGUGGUUUUGAGGAGGCACCAGCUGAUCAAUUCCAAGGCCAGUGGUGAAACCUUCGAAGUGAUCUCCCCCAGCCACGGCUCCAUCAGCAAUGAGGAUAUACAGUUGCAGCACAGUGCAGGGACUGACCGGCUCUCCAGACUGGAAGAGGCGGAAUGUGGUGAGUUUGGUCUCUGGCCGGGAGCCUCGCAGAAGCCUCACUUCGAAGUGACGAAACAGUUUCGGGUUCUGUACCAGGGAGCUCCUUUUCCGAGACGGGCAGAGGCACUGCAGAGACGCGGACCUACCCUCACCGUGCUGGCCGCUGCUGCAGUGCCUGCGGUGACUUCGUGCAGCUCGCUGCCUCUAAGACGAGCUCGCCGAUGGCCAACUGGUCACGUGGUACGACUGCGGCACUUGGAGACCAAGCAUAGUUUUGAGUUCAUUGUCGAGAGACGUUCACACGCCGUGCUUCUGAGUUCUCCGCUUGCUCCGUUUGAGCGAGUGGCGUUGCCACCCGUCCUGCCUGAAAUAGGUGUGGGACCGGACAUCCUGGACCUAAACGUGGCCAGGGCUAGUGGAAACGACAAGGACUGGCCCCUGUUUUGGUGUGUCAGCAGCUGGGACUCUGAUGGUUGUCUCUGUCUGGAGAUCAGCAACGCUAGGAGGCCCGACCUGGUGCUAUCGGCAAGCCUUGAAGGUCAGCUGGUGCUGCAAAGGCGGCCAAUGAGUCCGGGAAGGACGGCAAGCAGCACGUUCAUCGAAGUCUUCUGCCAGGAGAACCUUAACGUUGCUGCGGCUGCGUCGGCUACACCGCUGCGCAGGUCGGAGUCUACCGGUGAUGAAGUGCAGAGUUUGGCACCAUCGGGCCGCUUGCUGCCAGAAGAUCUGCGCUCUUUCGCUCGGAAUGGCUAUGUUGUCGUCAAGAAGGCAGUCCCGGACUUUUUGUGGCGACCUGCCUGUGCGCUUGUUCACUCGCAAAUUGGCAGCCAGGGCAUGAUCCAGGGCGGCGACACGAGCAACUCAGGCUUUGAGUCUGUGGGGAAGCUCCAGGGCAAGACUCCACAUCGUCCUCAAUUCCGAGACCUUCUGCUGCACCCGUCGAGCGCUGCAGGCUCUUGCGCCGCUCAGAUGCUUGGAUGGCGAUCGAUAUCAGCUGUGCUGAAAGGGCGUCAGCUUCCCGCCCAGGUAGCGCUGAGAUUUCCGGAUGCCAUCUUGGCAGAGGAGAAGGCCACAUCCUGGGCGGCUCCGUUGCAGCUGGGUGACCUUUUGUGGCACACAGACGGUUGCGGUACGCGCCAAUGCAGCCGCCAUCCGUUCAGCUUGCUGGUAGGCGUGGCCCUCACAGACAGCCCGCAUGGGGAACAGCUGUGUGGAAACCUGUGCGAGCGACUGCUCAUCGCGGCCAAGGCACCGCAGGUUGUCCGUGACCUACCUGCUGCCUUGCGAGUGCAGGAAACUGUGCAGUUUGACGUGAGCAAAUACAACUUGCGCGAGCAGAUCUCCUCCUUGCUGGUCGGCGCGGAUGUGGGGCACUUCUCGAACGAGCAGAAGGCCUUGGAAGAUUUCGAGGCCAUCCCAAGCAUCUUUCGCUCCUUUCCAGCUCGGCAGCGGCUUUGCGAGGUUCUCACACAGGCUUCGGAGUUUCUGGCCGUGUACGAGAGGCUGGUGCUGGAGGUUCUGGUUCCAUGGCUCCGGCAGCGCUUGGAGAAACAGGUGGGGACCCUGGGCCCGACCACGUUUUCUUACCAGUAUCCACCUACCCUUCGGAUUCAGCCGGGAAGGAGCGAGGAGUUUAAGCGCCCACACCGAGAUGCAGAGUACGGCCAUCAAAUCGGGGAGUUGAACUUCUGGAUGCCACUGACUGACUACAACAUGACGCAGGCGACUCUGUGGGUGGAGUCCAGCCCGGGCGCAGAGGAUUUCCAGCCCUUGGCCAUUAACCACGGCAGCAUUGCAGUGUUCCAUGGCACACUCUGCAGACACAAGGUGCCGGCGAACACCUCUCCCUUCACGAGAGUGUCUCUGGACUUCCGAAUUGGUUUUGGGGACUUCUUUGACAGAGACUGGCAGCUUGAUGGCGUGAAGCAUAUUCACAGUCGAAGAGAGGUUGUCCAGUGA